This is a messenger RNA of Somion occarium, 4057 nucleotides long. The record is from the annotation of a GenBank genome assembly. NCBI's taxonomy places the organism in Eukaryota, Fungi, Basidiomycota, Agaricomycetes, Polyporales, Cerrenaceae.
UCCCGCCGGCUGAUCGAGAAAAGUAAGUUACGGCUCCGGGUAGAGUCAAGUGCAAUCCUUCACAUCUCUUCGUCUUCUACCUUUUGCUUUCAUCUCUCAAACCACAACUACAGCGUCGAAAUGACUACUCAACAAAAUGCGGCUAAUGCUCGCAACGUCACGACUAUCGGUCAUGUCGAUCAUGGCAAGACGACUCUUAUGGAUGCACUUUUAGCUGCGAACAACAUCAUAUCCUCGCGCAUGGCGGGCAAAAUUCGAUACCUUGACAGCAGAGAAGACGAACAGCAGCGUGGUAUUACUAUGGAGAGUAGCGCAGUAUCGCUACAAUUUACGGUCAUGGAAAGAAAUCCAGAAGGAGGUAGUUCUCCCAAGACGCAUACCAUCAACAUGAUAGAUACCCCUGGACAUGUAGACUUCUCGAGUGAAGUUUCUACUGCGUCCCGUUUGUGUGACGGUGCUCUGGUACUAGUGGACGUUAUAGAAGGCGUCUGUACGCAGGUGCGUAUUCUCAUUAUGUUUUCUUUCUUGUUCGCAGCUGGUGUAGCUUUGAGCGAAGUGGACCACAUACAACUAGGAUAUCCUUUUGGCUUCCUCUGUGUUCGGCCUAAUCUUGAUUUAAUUCAUAGUCAACUAGUUGAACUAUACCAGAUGACUUUCACAACACAGUUACACUCUGCGAAGGGCCGGUCGCUACCAAUACGACGUUCGGGCGCAGUCUCUUGCUCCUCAGGGGUCCAGCGGUAUCAGGCUGAGUGUAAUUGUCAUGAAGGAGAUGAAUCUCUGGACGUACUUGUGAUUUCAAAGUACCAUGGUUCUUCCAUCGCUACACCAGCUGAAGGAUAGGCUCUCUCCGUCAUUAUGUGAUUUACUCAUGCGACUAUCACACUAGACCAUCUCAGUUCUCCGACAAGCAUGGAUUGACCGAUUGAGACCCAUCCUAAUCAUCAACAAAUUUGACCGUCUCAUCACAGAACUCCAACUCACCCCAGUUGAAGCAUACCACCACCUCGCACAACUUAUUGAACAAGUCAACGCCGUCAUGGGAAGUUUCUUUGCCGGGGAACGUAUGGAAGAUGACUUGCGGUGGCGAGAAGAGCGCGAGCGUCGUUUAGCCAAAAAGAAAGAAGCCCACGCAGACGAAGUCGACGCUACCCUCAGCAAAGCGGACGCAGACGAAUUUCAAGAGAAGGAUGACGAAGAUAUUUACUUUGCCCCGGAAAAGGGUAAUGUGAUCUUUGCAUCUGCUAUCGAUGGAUGGGGUUUCAGGAUAGGCAAGUUUGCGCACUUAUAUGCGGUCAAGUUAGGUAUGAAGGAGGCGAAUCUGAGGACGGUACUUUGGGGAGAUUUCUAUCUGGACCCGAAGACCAAGAGAGUGAUCAGCUAUAAGCAUCUGAAGGGUCGCGUCUUGAAGCCCCUAUUCGUGCAGUUCGUCCUGGAGAAUAUUUGGGCAGUGUAUGAAGCUGUUGUAUUGAAACCAGACUCAGAGCGAGUCGCAAAAAUCGUCUCAGCACUAAGCCUCAAGAUCCCACCCCGUGAACUCAAAUCAAAAGACACCCGCUAUCUGCUCUCUCUAAUCUUCUCUCAAUGGCUCUCCCUCUCAACAUGCGUCAUUCAAACCAUCGUUGACAUCGUCCCUCCCCCACCUUCUGCACAACGAGUUCGCAUUCCCAAGAUGCUCUACCCCGACAUCUACGAAACCACUAUCGAGCCUAAGAACAAACUAGAAGAAAACCUAUUUGCAUGCGAUGAUAGGCCGGAAGCGUAUGUGGUGGCACUUGUGAGUAAGAUGUUUGCAGUGCCCGUCGAGGAACUUCCGGAAAAUAAAAAGAGGCCUGUUACGGCAGAGGAAUUGAGGGAACGGGGAAGGACAGCGAGGGAGGCUAGGAAGGCUGCUGAGACGAAUGGAGAUGCAGAUCUAAAUAUUGUCCCUGUCCCCCUUUCUUCAGAACCUGACGGUACUGCAAGUCCUGCUCAGCCCUCCGAGACCGCAGCAGAGCUUAAGCAGGGAGGAGAGAAUGUAGCAGCAGAGUUGGGUAUUCAAACCGGCGAAACCCUGCUCGGUUUCGCACGUAUCUACUCUGGAACAAUCGCUCGAGGUUCAACUAUCUACUGUGUCCUACCAAAAUACAACAAUACUCUUCCCCCUUCCCACCCGCGCAAUCAGUCGCAUAUAGUCACUGCAAAGGCGGAGAGAUUGUAUACGAUGAUGGGGAGGGAAUUGGUGGAGGUGCAGGAAGUGAGGGCGGGGAAUGUGUUUGCUAUCAAGGGUUUAGAGGGUAAGGUCUGGAGGAAUGCUACUCUUUGUGCACCAAGGAGUGUGGGUGUUCAGGGGCCGGACUUGGAGAGGGAUAAGGAGUGUUUGGUGAAUUUGGGUGGUGCCCUUCGUACAGCUGCACCGAUUGUCCGAGUUGCCUUGGAGCCCGCUGUCCCUGCUGAUUUGCCGAAGCUUGUUAAUGGGUUGAAGUUGCUUGCUCAAGCCGAUCCUUGCGUAGAGACCUUCCAGCAACAAACCGGUGAACAUGUUAUCAUGACUGCAGGAGAGUUGCAUCUAGAGAGGUGUUUGAAAGACCUGAGAGAAAGGUUUGCAAGAGUUGAAAUUCACGCUUCAAAGCCUAUUGUGCCGUUUAGAGAGACCUGUGUCAAGGGCGCAGAGAUGGCCCCACCGAAAUCUGGGGGCAAACGGGGCACAGUAUACGGUGCGAGCGUGCACAAUCUCGUCAAAUUCACCAUCCGCGCUUCACCUCUGCCCAAACCAAUUUGGGAUUUCCUCCAAGACAACCUUGCAGUCAUACGCCAACUUCAUCGCGAGAGCCGUAACAGAGACCUUUCACAGCGGAAUACGAACAUAGAAGCUGUGGAAGAAGACCCUGCGGAAAUUGACAUUCAGGGAGAGCUGUAUAAGCCUCCAACGGUUGAACCGGAGCAGUUUUGGUCUGCCUUAGAGGAUAUAUGCAAGAAAUGUGGUGGAGAGUGGGCAAGUAUUAUUGACAGGAUAGUGGCCUUUGGACCACAGAAAGUUGGAACCUCUUUGUUGGUCGAUCUCAGGAAGACUUCGUCCAAAUCGCUGAAGGCGCGGCUUGCGACAAACAAGGAGGAAAAUGUCAGUGAAGAACGGCAAAUCGUAAACGAUUUCGAUGGGUAUCUCGAGACUGGAUUCCAACUGGCUACAUUGCAAGGGCCCUUGUGUGCAGAGCCAGUAGAAGGAUUGGCCUAUUUCGUGGAGUCCUUGGAAAUCAAUUACGCCGGACUCGAGGAAGAACGAGUGCAAAACAGGAUGGCCCAAGUGACAGGUUCUUUCAUUUCGGCCGUAAGAGAUGCGUGCAGGAAUGGACUUUUGGAUUGGUCUCCACGGUUGAUGUUGGCGAUGUACACUUGUGAUAUUCAAGCUUCAACGGAUGUACUUGGUAAGGUUUAUGGCGUAGUCGCCAGACGGAGAGGGAGGAUUGUAGCGGAAGAAAUGAGAGAGGGCACGACGUUUUUCAACGUUCGAGCUUUGCUUCCUGUGGUAGAGAGUUUUGGAUUCGCUGAUGACAUGCGCAAGCGUACAUCGGGUGCUGCAAGCCCUCAGCUCAUAUUUAGCGGGUAUGAACUCUUGGACGAAGACCCUUUCUGGGUCCCAACAACAGAAGAGGAGCUCGAAGACCUCGGGGAGAAAGCCGACAGAUCAAAUGUUGCGAAAGCUUACAUGGACGCUGUUCGUGAACGGAAAGGUCUCUUUGUGGAUAGGAAGAUUGUCGAGCAUGCAGAGAAGCAAAGAACCUUGAAGCGAUAGACUACAGUCACUCUAAGUUAUGAAAUCGUGGAGUGUAUAGUACAGAUAUAACGUCAAAUCGUCGGGACAUCAUGAUCGUAGCGAUUUUGGAUCCUGUAAAAGAUCCUGCCACCAUUCCUGAUGGCUGAGAGACUUUUGAGCAAGGCUUCGGACGGACGUGUACAGGCUGCCGAAUCCACUGCUAGACAGCUGAUAAGAAACGAAUGGCAUAAGUAUAAUGCAGGUGGAAACUAAAGCAAGACUACGCACCAGCUCCGUCCGAGGGACCAGUUGUAGAGAAUACGC